Knipowitschia caucasica is the source of this 2817-nucleotide messenger RNA. Lineage: Eukaryota; Metazoa; Chordata; Actinopteri; Gobiiformes; Gobiidae. The record is from the annotation of a GenBank genome assembly.
AUGAGCAGAGGGGUGGGGGGUCCUGUUAUCAGCCUCCUGUCCCCAGCGGGUCAAGGGGAGAGGGGGGAGAGGGGGGACAUGGGGGAGAGAGGGGGAGGAGAGAGGAACCACCUCCUCAUCAACGCGAGGAAGACCAAGGAGAUGAACCACCUCCUCAUCAACGUGAGGAAGACCAAGGAGAUGAACCACCUCCUCAUCAACGCGGGGAAGACCACGGAGAUGAACCACCUCCUCAUCAACGCGGGGAAGACCACGGAGAUGAACCACCUCCUCAUCAACGCGAGGAAGACCAAGGAGAUGAACCACCUCCUCAUCAACGCGAGGAAGACCAAGGAGAUGAACCACCUCCUCAUCAACGCGGGGAAGACCAAGGAGAUGAACCACCUCCUCAUCAACGCAGGGAAGACCAAGGAGAUGAACCACCUCCUCAUCAACACGGGGAAGACCAAGGAGAUGAACCACCUCCUCAUCAACGCGGGGAAGACCACGGAGAUGAACCACCUCCUCAUCAACGCGAGGAAGACCAAGGAGAUGAACCACCUCCUCAUCAACGCAGGGAAGACCAAGGAGAUGAACCACCUCCUCAUCAACGUGAGGAAGACCAAGGAGAUGAACCACCUCCUCAUCAACGCAGGGAAGACCAAGGAGAUGAACCACCUCCUCAUCAACGCGGGGAAGACCAAGGAGAUGAACCACCUCCUCAUCAACGUGAGGAAGACCAAGGAGAUGAACCACCUCCUCAUCAACGCGAGGAAGACCACGGAGAUGAACCACCUCCUCAUCAACGCGAGGAAGACCAAGGAGAUGAACCACCUCCUCAUCAACGCGAGGAAGACCACGGAGAUGAACCACCUCCUCAUCAACGUGAGGAAGACCAAGGAGAUGAAACACCUCCUCAUCAACGCGGGGAAGACCAAGGAGAUGAACCACCUCCUCAUCAACGUGAGGAAGACCAAGGAGAUGAACCACCUCCUCAUCAACGUGAGGAAGACCAAGGAGAUGAACCACCUCCUCAUCAACGCGGGGAAGACCAAGGAGAUGAACCACCUCCUCAUCAACGUGAGGAAGACCAAGGAGAUGAACCACCUCCUCAUCAACGUGAGGAAGACCAAGGAGAUGAACCACCUCCUCAUCAACGUGAGGAAGACCAAGGACAUGAACCACCUCCUCAUCAACGUGAGGAAGACCAAGGACAUGAACCACCUCCUCAUCAACGUGAGGAAGACCAAGGAGAUGAACCACCUCCUCAUCAACCGAGAGCGAAGGUCAAGGGUCAAGGACACGCUCCAUCAGCUCAUCAGGCACCAGAGACACAGCCCCCACCUGGUUCUCACUGCAGCAGGCACCAGAGACACAGCCCCCACCUGGUUCUCACUGCAGCAGGCACCAGAGACACAGCCCCCACCUGGUUCUCACUGCAGCAGGCACCAGAGACACAGCCUCCACCUGGUUCUCACUGCAGCAGGCACCAGAGACGCAGCCCCCACCUGGUUCUCACUGCAGCAGGCACCAGAGACACAGCCCCCACCUGGUUCUCACUGCAGCAGGCACCAGAGACACAGCCUCCACCUGGUUCUCACUGCAGCAGGCACCAGCGACACAGCCUCCACCUGGUUCUCACUGCAGCAGGCACCAGAGACGCAGCCCCCACCUGGUUCUCACUGCAGCAGGCACCAGAGACACAGCCCCCACCUGGUUCUCACUGCAGCAGGCACCAGAGACACAGCCUCCACCUGGUUCUCACUGCAGCAGGCACCAGCGACACAGCCUCCACCUGGUUCUCACUGCAGCAGGCACCAGAGACGCAGCCCCCACCUGGUUCUCACUGCAGCAGGCACCAGAGACGCAGCCUCCACCUGGUUCUCACUGCAGCAGGCACCAGAGACACACAGCCCCCACCUGGUUCUCACUGCAGCAGGCACCAGAGACGCAGCCCCCACCUGGUUCUCACUGCAGCAGGCACCAGAGACACAGCCCCCACCUGGUUCUCACUGCAGCAGGCACCAGAGACACAGCCCCCACCUGGUUCUCACUGCAGCAGGCACCAGAGACACAGCCUCCACCUGGUUCUCACUGCAGCAGGCACCAGAGACGCAGCCCCCACCUGGUUCUCACUGCAGCAGGCACCAGAGACACAGCCCCCACCUGGUUCUCACUGCAGCAGGCACCAGAGACACAGCCCCCACCUCCUCCCCCCUGGUCCUCCCCCCUGGUCCUCCCCCCCUGGUCCUCCCCCCUGGUCCUCCCCCCUGGUCCUCCCCCUGGUCCUCCCCCUGGUCCUCCCCCCCUGGUCCUCCCCCUGGUCCUCCCCCUGGUCCUCCCCCUGGUCCUCCCCUGGUCCUCCCCUGGUCCUCCCCUGGUCCUCCCCCUGGUCCUCCCCCUGGUCCUCCCCCUGGUCCUCCCCCCCUGGUCCUCCCCCUGGUCCUCCCCCUGGUCCUCCCCCUGGUCCUCCCCUGGUCCUCCCCCUGGUCCUCCCCCUGGUCCUCCCCCUGGUCCUCCCCCCCUGGUCCUCCCCCCCUGGUCCUCCCCCCCUGGUCCUCCCCCCUGGUCCUCCCCCCUGGUCCUCCCCCUGGUCCUCCCCCUGGUCCUCCCCCUGGUCCUCCCCCCCUGGUCCUCCCCCUGGUCCUCCCCCUGGUCCUCCCCUGGUCCUCCCCUGGUCCUCCCCUGGUCCUCCCCCUGGUCCUCCCCCUGGUCCUCCACCUCUGGUCUCUGGGAUCAGCUUCACAGUCAUCAAUCCCGUCUCUGACCCUGGAGGUGAACCAUCUACACGGGUCCAGAGACUGCAGAGGUUCAGGGCCACAGCUGUUUUCUUCAUGA